This is a messenger RNA of Archocentrus centrarchus (flier cichlid), 3393 nucleotides long. It is a transcript of the gene chmp4ba, whose product is annotated as charged multivesicular body protein 4Ba. NCBI's taxonomy places the organism in Eukaryota, Metazoa, Chordata, Actinopteri, Cichliformes, Cichlidae. The record is from RefSeq and is a predicted model, not a curated record. Gene Ontology annotation, biological process: late endosome to vacuole transport via multivesicular body sorting pathway; vesicle budding from membrane. Gene Ontology annotation, cellular component: multivesicular body; cytoplasmic side of plasma membrane; ESCRT III complex. Bases 167 to 835 code for a protein of 222 amino acids. The transcript has 5 exons.
UCUGGAAAGCGGAAGAAGAGACAAAAACAACAACAGCAGUAGCAGCAUUCCGGCUCGGCGACGAGAAGGAAGAACGAGUAUUUUAAUAACUACCCGUGCGGUAUCAGAAGCUCAGGGGGCUUUGUCUACGGUUAUCACGCCAGUUUAAGUUUACAUUUAAUCAAAAAUGUCGUUAUUUGGAAAGUUAUUCGGCACCGGGAGUAAGGGUGGGAAAUCGCCGACACCCCAGGAGGCUGUUCAGCGACUCAGAGAGACCGAGGAGAUGUUGGCCAAAAAACAGGAUUUUCUAGAAAAGAAAAUUGAACAGGAGCUCAUAACGGCGAAGAAAAACGGCACGAAAAACAAACGAGCGGCUCUACAGGCCUUGAAGAGGAAAAAGCGUUAUGAGAAGCAGCUGGCUCAGAUUGAUGGGACUUUGUCUACGAUUGAGUUCCAGAGGGAGGCUUUGGAGAACGCCAACACUAACACCGAAGUGCUCAAGAACAUGGGCUUUGCAGCUAAAGCAAUGAAAGCAGCACAUGAAAACAUGGACAUAGACAAGGUCGACGAUCUGAUGGCAGAAAUCACAGAACAGCAGGAAGUUGCCCAAGAAAUCUCAGAUGUGAUCUCCAGACCAGUUGGCUUUGGGGAAGAUUAUGAUGAGGAUGAGCUCAUGGCUGAGCUGGAGGAGCUGGAACAGGAAGAGCUGGACAAGAAUCUUCUGGAGGUCGGAGGAACGGAAGAUGUCAGUCUACCCAGUGUACCAUCUACAUCACUUCCAGCUAAACCAGGCAAAAAGAAGGCGGAAGAAGACGAGGACGACAUGGCAGACCUCGAGGCCUGGGCGGCUAACUGAGCUAGCUUGCCCUGCUGGCUAGCCAGUGGCCUUCUCCUGUGUUCCCUCUGCUACCACACUGAUCCCAGGCAUCUGGAAGAGACACAGGGACUCCGGGCUGCUGAGCUGCCUGCUGGCAUGCUGCUCUGUCUUAAAGCCUACAUCCCAGUAGCUAACCAUACCCCAACUUUGAAGUAUGCACUUGUGCACGUUUUCUGACUUCAAAAGAAAUGAACCCGGGCUUUUUUCUUCAGAUUAAUGUUAUAGAAUGAAUCUCUUUGCUCCAGCUCUGCACUCUCCUAUUUCUAAAGGGCAUAGUGAACAAUGUCUUGCCUAGCAGCCUGUGGUUAUGUAUCAAAGUUCACGUUUGAGCACUUGGGUGCAUACUUUUUGGGAGGGUGUGUGGAGUAACAGGACGAGGCUUGUUUCUAAAAGGAAUGUGAAGAAUCAACACGUUUGUGGGGAAAAAAAAAAAAAAGACAACAUGACUCUGCCAUUUUUCUGCUUCCUGUGUUGUCAUCUCUCUGCUCUUCUACAAAGAUGACAGCAAGCCAUGGCUGCUGAACACCAACAGCAGCACACAAAAAUAAUAUUAAAAGGUGUAGGACUUUCUCAUUGAAAUGCCACUGUCAAAUUUCAGAAUGACAGCAGAAUACUCUACCAAGCAGAAUACUCUACCAGGCAUGACUGUAACCUGCUGCCGCUUCACUGCUGGUGCUACACUGCGUUUGUUCCUCUGAGCAUGCUUACGUCUGUUUCUGCCGCUCAUAUUUCACUUCAUUACCUUCCAUCUCUUUUUGUGUUUCUAACAUCCUGGACUAAAGAGGCCAUCUCAUCUCCUUCCUCACACACUCACACUCUCGUUCACAGUCUCUGUCUGAUGUUGCUGCUUGUGUUGAAGGAAAGCACUUUUUCAUAACACUAUGGAGUUCAUGGUUCUUGACAUUGGUUCAUGUUUCACAGAAAAUAAUGGGGGGGAAAUUCUUGAAACCAUAUAUCAUUUUGUGUAGGGUGGUUAUGAUUUGGAUUUUAUUAUCCCCUUAAAUCAUCUUGUGGCCUUCUCCUUGGACUCCUUUGGGAAGUGAGGAGCUACUGUCUUUAAUUCUUUUUUGACAAAGAAAAAAAAUGGAUGGCAGUUACUUGUAAACCAGAUCAGUGAGCCCUGCAGCAACAAGCUCAGACCUGCCAAACUGCAGGUGGAUUCAUUCAGUUCUCAGAAGCUCUCCUUACUCUUAGGAAUUAGUAUCUCCUUCUUUGCCUGAGAGUGACGUUGUUACGUCUCCACAAAGUGCAGGCUGUUGAGAUACCACCAGUGCUAUAACUGGACUUUGAUGCAUUAUAUUAAUGACCAAUAUUCAGGAUACCAAAGCCUCUGCUGCUUCUUCUUGAGCAAAACUUCAUGGGUUCUUCAACUUUAAUUAUGUAUUUAGAAGCACAUUACUAAACUGCUUGUUCCAUACUACUAUGGUGUUUAUGAAUUCAAAUUAGGAAGGAAAAACUACACUUACCUUCAGUGGUAUGUAGCCUGCAGCUUAUCUGUAGCUCCACCCCAGCAGUGGGGAUUAAUGAAACUGAACAGCAAAGUUUUAAUGCUUUGGUGAAACCAGUUUUUGUUACUCUGGAUUAUUCACAGAACAGCCUUGUCACAGACUUUGCAGGUACACUGGGUUGUAUUUGAGUGAACUGAUCCUUUAACAAUAUAGCAUUAGGAAGCUGGCUGAUAUGGUCCAAUUACAUGAGACUGAUUUUUUUUUAAUUUUUUUUAUUUUUCUCCCCCCAAAAGUCUAAAAAGCACCCAUAGAGCUACACUGACUUUACAACCAUUGAUACAGUCAGCUGGUUACUCCAGUAAAGCUGCCAGAGGGUGCACUACCACACCUCAGACCUGUUUGUGCCUGACACCUCCAGCAUCUUUGCUCUCUGUGGUUUAAUAGUGAAAAACUCUGAGAAAGUCCUACGCUGGUUGAAUUUAAAGCUGAUGUGUGAGUGUGUGAUGUUUUUUUUUUUUUUUUGAGACUUUUGACACAGUGACCUCUUGUUUAGUCAAAUUGAGAUGGUGAGGUGGACCCCCCCAUUUGAACUCUCCUGCAGUACAAGUUGAUUUUAAGCAUUGAAUGACGGGCGUGGGGCACGUUUGUUCCAUGUUGGUCGCCUUGUUUUAAAAACAUGACAAAAGCAAGUUCUGCUCACCGGCCCUCUACUUCCAGCUGCAGCUACAUCUCCUGUUUUCUCUUAGCAAACAUUUAUCUGUGGACGGAUUGGGGUUGAUUCAUAAAUCAGGGCGCUUCUCCUGUAAAAAUGCUCCAUUUAUGUAUUUAAGGAUGGUUCAACCCCAAUCCUGACCUAAAAAAAACUAAAUGGGGAAAAAAAAACUUAUAUAUGCCAAUGCUUGUUUUUGUUUUGUUUUUUUCUGUUUACCUCAGAUAUCAGAAACACAAUGUGACCUGUAGCCAUCUUAGCUCACCUUGGCUGUACGAUAAGGUUGGACAUUUUCCAUGUUGCAGACGUGCGACUGUUGUUAAUGUGGGAGGUUGCAUAGAUACAUUUUAUCUUAAUAAAGUUGGGAUUCAAUGCAAGAA